Canariomyces notabilis is the source of this 1017-nucleotide messenger RNA. RefSeq lists its product as uncharacterized. Lineage: Eukaryota; Fungi; Ascomycota; Sordariomycetes; Sordariales; Chaetomiaceae. The coding region runs from base 1 to 1017 and encodes 338 amino acids. The transcript has a single exon. The record is from RefSeq and is a predicted model, not a curated record.
AUGUCCCGUAGCGUCAUUCUCAAUCAUUCCGGUUGGGACACAAUAGACCUCAAGGACACGCUAAGCCCCCCGCUGUACAGCACAUUCCUCCAUGAGCUCCUCACCAAUCUCUAUGAAGAGAAGCCCGCCGGCCCAGCACAAAACGAAGCGCCAUCUACAACAAAGAGCUUUACAAACACCAACUUCGGCACCAACCCUCCCCUACCACCAAUCUACCGCAACCUCUCACGCACAUCUGUUCCUACCCCCUACACCUACGACUACGACCAUGACUACGACGACGAUUCCGAGUAUUACCAUGACUACUGCCACCAUCAAGCCUUCACCACACCCUAUCAGAAUUACGGUUACCAUGCAUCCGUACAUGCACAUGUACAUGUACACACAGUACACUCAGCAGCUAGUAGCGGCAAAGAAAACUUGAACAACAGCUCGAACAUGAUGAACGAACCGUGCUACUAUGAAACCCUCGACUUCGAAGACUACCUCCAUCCCAAGCAUCCCAACCACCACGCGACUCAGAGUCCAUCGUCACAUGCACCAGCCCCCUUUCCGACGCAACCACCUCCCUACUACUCGUCCACCACCUGCCCCCCUUACUCCCAAUACCACCAUCACCACCACCACCACCACCAUCAACGGCAUAGCGGCGAUACCGAAAAACAACUCGCCAGUCGGUUGGUGGAGGCGUAUCGGACCAUCGCCCCAAAACCACCUAAAGCCCUCCAGAUGGACUUAGAGAAAGGCUUACCUGAAGAAUUCAAUUCUGAGUUCGGAAUCGCCCGCAGGGAGCCAGAGCGGAGUCGGGGCUUGGGUGCCGUAUUCAAUGUUAUAAGGACGUUCUUUCUCGCCAUGCUUGUGACGUUUGUGCUGCUGGCGAUGAGAAGGGUCGCAGGGAAAUGGGGGAGAGCAGGGUGCGGUGAAUCAUGGCUCUGUGGAAGGAGUCUGUUAGGGGAUCACAGCACGCCUCUCAUGGGUAUGUUAGAUGCAACCGCUGGCAGUCGGGGCCGGGAAUAA